UAUAUGUGUGUUUGAGAAGAUAGAUAGAUCGUUUAUAUUGAUAUGCUGUUUGCUCUAAAUAUUGAAAAAUUUUGAUCGCUGCGCUGGUAAUCUCAAGUAAUCAGAUUCAGUGCAAAGUCAGCUUAAUGCAGGAACACCUUGAUUCAUCGGGGUUCGGCAAAGCGGCUAUGAGUAUCGCACUCAUAAAUUCAGCAUGGACUGCAGCGUCAAAAUAUAUUAUAAGUCACCAACGUAACCCUGUAACCUAACAACUUCAGCUCAACUUGUUUGGACUAUUCACUGAAAAUCAAAUAUUCAAGAGAUACUGAUAUAUUGUUGCUUAGCCUAUAUCAUUAUUACAACUGCCAAUCUAAUUGAAAAUUACACGGAUUGCUGCAACUUGAUAAACUAAGCGACCUUGUUGGAUAAUACGACACUGGAAAUGAAGACUGCGAUGCUUCUAUUGCUUUUAGCUGUCCUGUGCAGCACGUCUAUUGGACGGACAUUACAUGAGCGGAAACGAAGAGUAGCAGGUAUUGAAUACGACACUUAUCUGGACAAGGACCCAGCUAACGACGACGAUUACUACGAAUACGAUGAAUAUGAUAUUGAAGAAGAUGACCUCUUCUCUUGUUUUACCGGCGGAGAACAAGUUCCGCAUUUUCUCAUGUGUGAUGGAUAUAAAGAUUGCACCGACGGGUCAGAUGAAAUCCCGGCAAAUUGCGAAGAGCUUGGAAUCUCGACGCCACCUACCUCCACCACAAGUACAACAACAACCACGACCACGACGCCCACAACAACUACUACCACUGCAACGACAACAACCACUACUGCUUCCUUACCACCAGUGGAACCAAAUGUAAGAAAACCGGAGGAUUAUGGUGAUUAUGAAGAUGCUUGUACUGAAGAAGAGUUUCAAUGUCAAUCGGAUUUAUCUAUUUGUCUUCCACAAACUCAAGUUUGCGAUGGAAUACACGAUUGCCCAGAUAAAGAAGAUGAAGCUAAUUGUACCGAAUUGCACUUCGAAUCAAUUCCUGUUAUUCCACAUAUGAGACCAGUUUUUGAAGGAGGCCUCGAUUUUGAUACUUUCGACAUUGAUCACACACCAUCGAAAGAUAUCAAGGCGGCCCCUAACGACAUUGACUACAUUUACUAUAUCGAUAACAGGAACGGCGUAGCGAUCAGUCUACCUGAUGUACUUAACGGUGCAGACGACCAACAAAAAGCGGAACCCACUAGCUUCAAACCGCCGGUGGUGAUUAUGAAACCUCCCCCACAAAAGCCAGAUGUUCCUAUUUUGAUUCCAUCUGAAAAACAGGAAAAUAAUGCGAAUGACUUGGCAUUAGAAUCUGAUUAUGACUACAUAAUGUUGGGAGACGAGGACGACAUAAGGAGACGUUUACUCGAGAAGGUGCCGGGGACCGAAACAACUAAAUCAAAUGACACAGAUAAUCACGACGUCUCCGUUUUAAAAGACGGUGAAAUCGAAAUAAAUCACAAUACUGGAGAAAUUAUUUUAUUUGAAAAUGGCGAAGUAAUUCCACUUUCGUCCGAACCAGCUGAAGCUAAACGAGAAGAAAGUUUGUUAACGACUGUCGAGCCAAAAAUCAUUUCACCCGAGCACACAACAAAAAGUACAACAGUAGCAAUGUCGACUACAUCACAAAGUGACGAUAACGAAACUUUUAAAUUAAAAAAGAAAAUUGAGAAACAGCGGAAAAAAUUCCGCGGAAUCGUUGCCCAACUUUUACACCAAAUGGGAAAACUGGUUGAAACCGGAGCAGACUCUGAACCGGACAAUACAAUUCAAACAAAUAUAAACAUUAAUGUUGGAACAGGAAUAGACUUAUCAUCAGCUGGUAGUUUGUAUUCAAGACUUUUAUCACAAUCAUCUUUUCCUAAUUCACCAAGAUUAAGAAUAAGUGUGGAUGUACAAUUAUAAAACUUCUUUUAGACGUCUGAUAGGCGCACUGUCGUAGGAUAAACUGCGCAUGUGGUCUGUUUGGCUCGGGUUUUCCUACAUCGUUUCUUCAAUACCUCAAAGUUUAUAAAUUUAUUUGAAAUAUCUCACGGGUUUCUUACGCUAUUUUCAGUAGUUGGGCGGUUAAAAAUAGUUGCAAAUAAUUGUACGCGAGUAAGCAUUUGGUCGAAAUACCAAUUUUACGCCUCGAAAGUUUGCAUAUCAAUCAUAUUUUAUUUAUUUCUAUGAAACUUUACUGUUAUUUUGUUAUACAUCACAUUUUAUACUUGAUUUUAAGCAUGAAGUAUUAUUUUUUUAUUUAGUACGACGUUGAAAACGAAACACCGAUAAUGCAUUUUAGUACUAAAACGCAUAGCAUGUUAGGCACUAAGAGGUUUAAUAAAUGCAAUUAAGCAUGAAAAUGGGUUUGGUACAUUUGGGCACAUUACCCAAAAGUGGAAAAUAACAUUUUCCCAAAUGACUUUGACUCAUACAAGCAAUGGGUCAUAUAACAAUGAUUCAGUGGUAUCACUCAUCGCCCAAUUUACAAAACUAGCUUUAAAUUUUACACGCAAACGCAAAUUGCGGUGUUCUUUUUUCAGCGUUGAUUAAGUAGUUAGAACGGCGGUUAGUUGUGACUAUACCGUAAAUAACCAAUGACUUUAAUUGAUAUCAAUAAGACUGGUGUUCAUUCAUCACUUGCGAAAUGUUAUUCCCAUAAGAAUAUUUUGGAGGUUAUUUUUGAACUGUGAGGUACCAAGUUUAACCAGGCUAUUUUGUUUAUAUAUAGCUGGUAUAGAUCAUUAUCGACACCAAUCUAUGACUGAAAAUGAGCGAUUUAUUGCACCAAACAAAAUUUAUUUCGCUUUCAAAAAAUAUAAAAUGUCCUGAAACAAAAAUUGUGAUUUGUAUUCCGAUACUUUAUGUGCUGUUGCCAAACCGUUUGUUUUUUGUUACAAAAUCUAUCAAAAGUACAGCUAAAUACCUACCUCCGAGCAUGGCUACGUUGAUUUAGUAUACAUUAAAGCUUAAAGUAUACUCUUAAAAGUAUCAAGUACCCUUUAUAAGGGUUUUUAGAUAGUGUAUGUUUUGUUAAUUCAAAUGACCACGAAAAGUAAACCUACGAAAAUUCGUCACGACUGAGCGAAUUUGAAUUGUUCUACGCUUCGCUUUGCUCAACUAAAAGGAUAAUGCCAUAUCAAACACGGUACAUAUGUACGGCAUGUCUGAACAGUACCCGUGUAUGAGCAGUUCAUUAUUGAUAAUGGCAAAUUCGUAAAGAUUGAAGGUAACGCCUAAACCGUCACCUCACUGUGAUUAUGAAUUGUAUAAUAUUAAUUUAAUUACUUACGCGCAUUAGACCAUUUGUAGCUUAAUCAUGGAAAAUCUGGAGCCCAAUAGUUUAAUUUAUGAAGAAUCUGACAUUCCGAAAUUUAGAUGAAAGUAAACUGGUAUUGAAUAUAAGCAAUAUUUUAUAACGAUUACUAUGUUUCAUACCUCAAAUACAGUAUUCUAAACCUAAAACGCUUUUUGUUGCGGAACAUAUGGAUUAUACUGAAUGAUUUAUUUCAAUACACCAUGGCGUCUCUGGAUUGAGCAUAGACAAAUGUAGUUCAAAAAGCCCGUAGAAACAACACUAGAAUAGUUGACUUUAAUAUAGUGCACUCCGUUCGUUAACCUUAUUAUUUUGAAUGUUUUACAUGAUAUAAUCGUCAACUUUUUAUGUUAUUUUUUGAUAUUCUUAAUUUUUUUGCUGUGCGGUUUACACUUUCUUAUUUAUUACUACUCCUUAUCGUUUAUUUUGUUUCAUACUAAUAAAAUGAAAUA
Molecule: messenger RNA, 3766 nt
Organism: Styela clava
Lineage: Eukaryota; Metazoa; Chordata; Ascidiacea; Stolidobranchia; Styelidae
Cellular component (GO): plasma membrane
Molecular function (GO): protein binding
Source: RefSeq, a predicted model, not a curated record